Molecule: messenger RNA, 2026 nt
Organism: Mytilus trossulus (common blue mussel)
Lineage: Eukaryota; Metazoa; Mollusca; Bivalvia; Mytilida; Mytilidae
Product: leucine-rich repeat-containing protein 15-like
Exons: 2
Coding region: 213-1973 (586 amino acids)
Molecular function (GO): protein binding
Source: RefSeq, a predicted model, not a curated record
GACGAUAAAAAUAAAACCAUUUAAAACCACCAUAAAACAUGUGAUAUAUUGAAUUUAGUAUUUUAUCAAAUUCACUUUACCUGAGAAGUGUGUAUAUUAUACAGACACCUGUAGACAGUAUGGCUUGUUUGAUUAGAAUGGACUACAUUUUAUACAAGGGCAGAGUGCACACCUAAAACAAAAGCAAGUUAUACUAAAAUGAAGAAAACUGGAUGGAAAUGAAAAUGGCAAAAACUUUAUUAUUCGUAAUGAUAUGUACAAUGCGUAUAAAAACGGCAUUGCUCUGUCCGCCAUUGUGUAACUGCAAUGAAGAUUACUACAUAUACUGUGAUAGCGUCUCUUUACAUGACCAUCAGCUACCAUUUGUAUUGGCAGAUGUUUCCGAAACUGCAACAUACAUUGAUUUCAGCUACAACCUUUUACGAAAUAUCUCCGUUAAUUUAUUCACAAGAUUUCAGCAGUUGAAAUAUUUGAUAUUUGCAUAUAACAAUAUUCAGAAUAUAGAUCCGGGAUCUUUGGACCAGUUACCGAACUUGUUUGUUCUCGAUUUGAGAAAUAAUAAGCUUCAAACUAUUGAAAGCGAGGUUCUUUCUGCACAGUCAAUGCUAAGUCGGUUAUAUUUACAAAACAAUAAUAUUGAAUCUAUCCAUCCAGACGCAUUCCGAAAUUUAUUUCUUUUGAAAGAACUGCAUCUACAAAGAAAUAAAUUAACUUCGUUACCAUUAACGCUGUUCCGAGACAUGCCGAUGCUGACUUCUUUGAAGUUGUUUGAUAACGAGUUAGAAUUUCUUGCAGACGAUACAUUCUCAGGUUUGAUUUCUUUACGAGAACUACUCUUGCAAAACAACGUCAUUUCAAAUUUAUCGCAAAAGGCGUUGCAUGGCCUUUCAAAGGUUAAAACUUUAUAUAUCCAUGGCAACGCGAUUAUGAGUAUUGAAAAGAUUCAUUUCGACGGACUGCGAUCGAGUAUUCAGGUUUUAAAUGUAUCACAUAAUCAAAUAGACGAAAUCAAACAAGACACAUUCAAAGACAUGUAUAAUCUCAAAACUCUAGACUUAUCAAACAAUGAUAUACAUGUUAUAGAAAACUUUUCAUUCGAGUUACUGUCCUUGGAUCAUUUAUUAUUACAGCACAAUCGCUUAACACAUUUAUGGAAGACAUAUUUCACGGGAGCGAAAAAAAUAGUAAAUCUUGAUAUAAGUUAUAAUAAGCUGACGGAUAUUUCAAGCGAUGCGUUUGACAGUCUACUGAAUUCUAUUCGUGUACUUACAUUGAACAAUAAUCAAAUAAAGCAUAUCCAUGUUGGUAUGUUUCGAGGAAUGAAAUAUUUACAAGAACUUAAUCUAGCUAACAAUCAAAUAAUAAACAUAGAUUCAAAUGGAUUUGAAGACUUACACAAUUUGAAAGUGUUAAAUUUACAUAAAAAUCAACUAGAUACUGUGGAUGGUAAAUUUAUGCAAGGAUUAUCAUCUCUAAGGGAUUUAUACUUAGACUGUAAUCCACUUAAGACUGCAACCGGUUUCAGUUUUAUCAAUCCUAUUCACAUUACAAUGAAUCUUACUUUGAUGGCAGUCAUUGAAAACGGCGCUAACAUAUCCUGGCCUUUCAAACAUGGCAGUCAGAUAUAUUGGUCUGUUACCGUAAUUUGUGCACAACAAACCACGAAUUGCGUGGUUGAUAGGAAACCAGAGUAUUUCCCGCCAUUUACGGAGAGUAUUUACUUAGUCAAUUUAUCGCCAAGUUCUAUGUUGUAUAUUUGUGUAAGUCCCAUUUUUAUUAAUAGUGACAUUAUCAUUAAUCAGUGUUUAUUUGUAAACACAUUGGCCAAAGCAUCAUCUACAACAGAAAAUCCUACUCUAAAGACGGCACCAGUUUCAACGGGUAAAAAAUUGCAUCCUAUAUAUUUUUUGUAUGCAGAGUUCAAUUAUAUGUAUUUUAUUGUUAUUUAUCUUAUACAUGGUAUACUUAAAUAAACACAGUUAUUCUAUUUAUGUUAUUUCAUGUUUCUUCAGGACAAUCGACAUUA